UUAGAUCCAUCUUGUGAUUUUGAGAAGGAUCUCUGCUCGUGGAAACAAGCAACAUCAGAUGAUUUUGAUUGGACCAAAAACAGUGGUUCUACUCCUUCGGCUUCAACUGGACCAUCUUCUGGACACGGUGGAAAAGGUUAGAGGAUAUAAAGCAACUGCUUGCUGAGGACACUAUUUGAAAACUACCUCCUAAAUCAUACACUCGAGUAAAGAUAGACUUAGAUGAACAUAUCUACUUAAAGUUUUCUAGUUAAGAAUGACCGUGGAAGCCUUUCAAAUAAAUUGUUCUUUUUUUUUUUCCUUCAUUUGCUUUUGCUUUUCUUUUUCCACAGGAUACUACGUUUAUAUUGAGACUUCAAGUCCCAGAGUCCCUUAUGAUAGAGCAAUUUUGGAAUUCAAAGGAGUAAACAGAAAGACAGUCUGCUUAUCUUUCUACUAUCAUAUGUACGGGGUUCAUGUCAAGGCACUGAAUCUUUACAACGGCGGAAACAAAAUUUGGAACAUGAAGGGAGAUCAGGGAGACUCGUGGAAAAGGGCAGAAGUAACAAUCUCUGGUGAUUACGACGUAAGUUGAGUAUAGAAGCUGAUUGAGCUCUGGCUGGGCUGUUGUGAUGCUUCCUUGAGAAAGACAACCGAAUCUAGCCAACCCAUUACCCCACGCAAGAAAGUGAAUGUGUAAUAGCAAGUUGUUCGGUUGGACUGACGGAAAAAUGCUGAUUUAUUAACGAAUGACUAGAUUCUUUAAUAGUUGGCGAUUAUAAACGUGACUAUGAUUUGGUCUCGAUCCAUAAGCGAGAUGGAAAUUCAACUGAAUUGCGCUGCAGUGGCCUCGGAUCCUGCAAAAUAUUGGAUAUUUCAAAGACAUCGUUCGUUGUUCUUGAUUCUGUUUCUGUCAUAAUUCAUGUGUACAACUUACGAUUGUUGGCCUUGAACGUUUCAAUCAAUUUACGUAUAAAAAAAAAAAUACGACGUUUUGAUUAUAAAGGAAAGUAACAUCCAUAAUUUUCCUAUUUAGCUUAAAAUUGAAGGAGUUUCAGGGGACUCCUAUCAGGCUGACAUUGCCAUUGAUGAUAUAUCUGUACAAGAUGGUUCUUGCGGAGGAAUUCCCCCUCCACCGUCUCUUCCCCCUAUCCCACCGACGACACAGGGACCAGGUAGGGAAUAUCAUUUUGCGAAAAGACUCAGAUUUGUCACCUGGUUGAGAAAAAAGGUGUUCCUAAUCGUACGAAUUUCUACUGUGUAGUGUCGCCGCAAUCGUGUGGUAAAUCACCAGUAUCGAGGGUUAUUGGAGGAGUGAACGCAAACCCAGGGAGUUGGCCUUGGCAGGUAUGGCUGUUUCUUGAUAAUUCGUGAUUUUCCACAGUCCAGUUGCGAAAAACGCAUGACUUUUGCUUUAUUUUGUUUUGGGUUUUUCGAGUCACAUGUAGAGAGACUAGAUUGCAAAGCCCUCUCAGUGUUUGGGGAUUUUUAUUCUCCCCUCAGAUUGCGCUCUUAAGAGGAAGUGGCAAGUCUUUCAGUUGUGGUGGAUCAUUGAUAACUCCUGAAUGGGUGGUCACAGCAGCUCAUUGUAUCUCAAGAGGACAGUACGUACAUUUGUAUUAAAAAAACAAACAAACAAACAAGCAAAAAACCAAAAAACGUUUGCACAAUUUCCCCAGGAAAAGAGCAUAACCUUGACCAAUCAUAAUGAAUACGCUACUUUUGUUAUGAUGAGCUCUUCAGUUGAGUGGCCCAAGAAACCUGCAAAACCCACUCGAGCAAUUUCGCGCCGAGCGGGUUGGAUAACGUUUGAACACCGUUGAGGCCAAGUAAAUAUUUCUUUAUUAAUUUCGAUCGACAGUUGAGUUUAAUUACGUAAAAUUGGAUUUUAUUUCAUGAUUGAGCACAGCUUUUUCCGGGAUACAUAUAUACUUUGACUCUGUGUUACGCACUCAUUUCCUCUUCAUAAAUAAUUCAUUUCUUUAACGCCGACUUUGUUACAGACCUGGAAGUUACUACACGAUCCGCCUCGGAGAUCAUAACCGUCAUGUUAAUGAGGGAACUGAAGAAGAUAUUCCUGCCAAACGUGUAAUCGUACAUCCUGAUUACAACAAAAUUCCCAUCGACAGCGACAUCGCAUUGAUUCAGUUAUCUAAACCAGCUACCUUGAAUGCCAGAGUAAAAACUGUAUGUCUGCCUUCUCAGGAUGAAGUUGUUCCCACGUCUUCUAGAUGCUUUAUCACGGGUUUGUUUAGCUCAGCAAAUUGAUACUAUUCAAUAGGGUAGAAUGAAUUCUUGCAAAUUUAGAGGGUAAUAAAUUAUGGAGGUUCUAUAUGACACGAGAGAGAAACCACAUCAAGAAGAUACUACUUACAUUGAAAACAUAGCAAUCGCUUUCUGUACUAAAUCCAUUUGGGUUGAAAACAUUGUUAUUUCGUCCCACGCAAAAAAAACGGUAUAACGGUAUAACGGUUUUCUUAAGGAAAACAAACGUUAAACACAUGUAGUCUUCUCUAUCAAAGUAUUCAAGACGAAAUUGAAGAAUUUUACAUAACUGCAUUAACGUAACCCCUAAGGAAAUGGCCAUUGAAGUAACUGGAAUAUGUAAGGCUCGCAAAAAAAUAUUCUGCUUUGAUUUUACGGAUUUUUUUUAUCCAGUUUUUUAAUUUUUUACCCUUUUUCCUUUGUUGCAAUGUUCUUUGUUUGUCCAGGUUGGGGCAAGAUUAAGCAUCCCGGGUCCUCGCAUCACAUACUACAACAGGCCAAUUUACCUCCCGUCACAAACAGCGAGUGUGCUAAGAAACUUGCAAGCUCUCCAGGUAGGAAUUCUAGGGGGUCUUUACCUGAUAAGUCACAUUGUUUCCUUGUGUCGAUUCCGGAUUUUUCACACCUGCUUUGUUAAUCUAUUUAGGAGGCUCAUCUCUACAAAUAACUCAAAACAUGAUUUGUGCUGGUGUCAGUGGAACUAUUCUCAGUGGUUGCCACGGAGAUAGUGGUGGUCCUUAUGUUUGUCAGACUUCCGCUGGGAAUUGGGUUCUGCAAGGUGCUGUCAGCUGGGGUUCUCCGCGAUGUUCUGCAGCAGAGCGAUAUACAGUGUUUGCUCGUGUUGGCAAGUUCAGAAAUUGGAUCGACAAGAAUAUGAAUAGUGGGAUUAUACCACCAACCACAAUACCGCCA
Pocillopora meandrina is the source of this 3156-nucleotide messenger RNA. Lineage: Eukaryota; Metazoa; Cnidaria; Anthozoa; Scleractinia; Pocilloporidae. The record is from the annotation of a GenBank genome assembly.